CAAGCAACCCCAUUCUCUCAACAACCACCUAAUUGACAUUGCAAAAUGGAGCAAGUGCUGUCCUAUCUGCCCCCCUUCGAGGGCCUGCUGCCCAAGUGGCUCGUUUUCGUCUCCGUGGUCUCCGCUGUCAACAGUGUGCAGGCCUACACCUCUGCCGAUUACACCUCCAAGCUCUACACCAAUGGUGCCAUUGCCGUCGAGCCUCUUUCUGGCCGCGUCUUUGGUACUUGGACUUUCCUCUCUGCGGUCAUUCGCAUGACUGCCGCCUACAACAUUAACUCGCCCGUCGCGUACGAUCUCGCCCUGUGGACCUACGGUAUCGCCUUGACACACUUUGUGGGAGAGCUUAUCUUUGGUAAUGCCUCUCUGCGCGGUCGCUUCUUAAGCCCGUUGAUUGUCGCUUCAUCGUCGCUGGCUUGGAUGUUGUCUCAACGGGAGGCCUAUCUGGGUGCUUGAGCUGGAAUAAAAAGGGGGUGCAAGGUAUGGUCAUUGGCUUGGCCUUGCGUAUGCCGGGGUUGAAGUCGGCUUGAUGAUGCUCAUGAAGCAGGCACCACUUUAUACACUAAUAAUAGAAAAAUCAUAUAUUUCGGCGAGGUUAUAUCUAAUACAGAAGGGUUGUUUACACGUGCCAAUAUCCUAUUGACGUC
This is a messenger RNA of Penicillium subrubescens, 647 nucleotides long. Its product is annotated as Erg28 family protein. Gene Ontology annotation, molecular function: protein-macromolecule adaptor activity. The transcript has 2 exons. NCBI's taxonomy places the organism in Eukaryota, Fungi, Ascomycota, Eurotiomycetes, Eurotiales, Aspergillaceae. The record is from RefSeq and is a predicted model, not a curated record. Gene Ontology annotation, cellular component: membrane; endoplasmic reticulum. The coding region runs from base 46 to 456 and encodes 136 amino acids.